AUGUCUAAGAAACGAGGUCUUUCUUUGGAAGAGAAGCGCGAGAAAAUUCUUCAGAUAUUUUAUGAUUCACAAGACUUCUUCCUACUAAAGGAACUUGAGAAGUUGGGCCCCAAGAAAGGUGUAAUUAGCCAGUCUGUGAAAGAUGUUGUCCAGAGUUUAGUCGAUGAUGACCUUGUCUCUAAAGACAAGAUCGGAACUUCUGUCUACUUUUGGAGUCUUCCUAGCUGUGCUGGAAAUCAGCUGAGGAAUGUGUACCGCAAACUUGAUUCCGAUCUGCAAAGCAGUAAGAAGCGGUAUGCAGAACUUGUUGAUCAGUGUGGUGCAUUAAAGAAAGGACGUGAGGAAUCUGAUGAACGAGAGGAGGCUUUGGCCGUCCUGAAAACCAUUGAAAUGAAGCAUAAUGAACUGAAGGAGGAGAUGGGGAAGUACGCAGACAAUGAUCCUGCUGCCUUUGAAGCAAUGAUUUCAUCAUCCUUCAGACAUAUUGAUAGUUUUAAUUCCAAAAUUGCAGAGAAAGCUAUUGAAGUCGCUCAUGUGGCAGCAAACAGAUGGACAGAUAACAUUUUCACAUUGCGACAAUGGUGUUCAAACAAUUUCCCUCAGGCCAAAGAGCAGCUCGAAAAUAUGUAUCAGGAGGUCCAAUCAGUCCUUGGUGUAACCCUAUCAUUUGACAGUCAUGCAAUCAUAGUUUCCAAUGGAAUUUGUUUGUCUAAUUUUCUGGUCUCAGUUGUACAUAAAGAGAGUACUUUGAUUGUGUCAAUAGAGCCUGUUUAUCAGGCUGGAAUAACAGAUGAUUUUGACUACUUGGAGCUUUUACCAGUUAUUCCACUCGACUCUGUUACCGAUCAGAUGCCAGAAGGCAAUCCUUGA
Messenger RNA from Dovyalis caffra, 870 nucleotides. Lineage: Eukaryota; Viridiplantae; Streptophyta; Magnoliopsida; Malpighiales; Salicaceae. The record is from the annotation of a GenBank genome assembly.